Schistocerca gregaria is the source of this 1751-nucleotide messenger RNA. RefSeq lists its product as uncharacterized. Lineage: Eukaryota; Metazoa; Arthropoda; Insecta; Orthoptera; Acrididae. Gene Ontology annotation, cellular component: proteasome regulatory particle, lid subcomplex; proteasome complex. Gene Ontology annotation, biological process: ubiquitin-dependent protein catabolic process; regulation of protein catabolic process. Gene Ontology annotation, molecular function: enzyme regulator activity. The coding region runs from base 56 to 1540 and encodes 494 amino acids. The record is from RefSeq and is a predicted model, not a curated record. The transcript has 3 exons.
AUUUCCAAAAGCGCGUACAACAAUAGGAUCAUAAAUCUCAUUUGAGGACUCGUCCAUGUGUUCCAAACCAGACGAAGUCGCAUCGUCAAUGUCGCUGGAGUCGGAAGGAGUGGCGAGUUCAGAUGUACUGAUGGUGGCUGAUCUCGAGCUGCUCGUGACAAAGGUCUUUUUGACAGCUGAGACAAAGGAAGUUCGUCAUUUGCAUCGCGUUUUGCGAAAGACCUUUGGAGAAUACAGAAGGAAAUGGACAGCACAAAUGCUCAGGUCUUUAGUCAAGAAGUUCUUCCCAGACGCUCACCAGCAUAAGGAGGCGUUACUGGCUUAUUUUGGGGGAGAAACUGCACAGGGGGAUGGAGUGACUCCUAUGGAAGUUGACGACGAGCCGACGGAGGACCAGACACCGUCGAAGGAAUUUCCAUUAGAAGUGGAGAUUUACUUGUCUUUGCUCGUUUUGGUUUGGUUGAUUGAUUCUGGUCGCUACGACGAGGGAUGUGAGCUUUCAAAUACGCUCGUGUCGAGACUUGAGGGACAGCAUAUGGGAACGCUGGAUCCUCUAAGUGUCAAGGUCUACUUCUAUUAUUCUAGAAGUCAUGAACUGUCGGGGAAAUUGGCGAUGAUUCGCAAAAAACUUUUUUCUUUGCACCAAACGGCGAUUUUGCAUCACAACGUCAUGAGUCAGACGACUUUGCUCAACUUGCUUUUGAGAAACUACUUGGAGUUCAAUUUGUACGAUCAAGCGCAUAAGCUCAUAUCUAAAACUGAAUUCAAGGAGUCGUCUGCUCCCAGCAAUGAACUCGCUCGAUAUUAUUACUAUCAAGGACGAAUCAAGUGUUUGGAUCCUCUGCAGUAUCGGAUCGCGUUUGAGUACCUGCAGCAGGCGCUAAGGAAGGCUCCUGCUACGUUCGCGCACGGUUUCAGGGUCGCUGUCAUCAAAAUCACGUGCAUCGUUCAGCUGUUAAUGGGAGAAAUUCCGGAGCGAAGUUUGUUUCUGCAAAAAGAUCUGAUUGGGCGCCUCCGCCCUUAUUUGCAGCUCACGGCGGCAGUUCGAUACGGCGACUUGGGCGCCUUUAAUCGAUACAUCGCCCAUCACGAUGCGGUCUUCACGCGAGACAAGACCAUCAAUUUGAUCCAAAGGAUGAGAAACAACGUCAUCAAAACGGGUCUUCAUAAAAUCAGUUUGAGCUACUCUCGAAUCCACUUCAAGGACAUAUGCGAGAAACUGAAGUUGGACAGCAUUGAGGAUGCUGAGUUCAUCGUUUCCAAGGCAAUCAAAGACGGUACCUUCGACGCCACGAUCGAUCACGCAGGUGGGUUUGUCGCCAACAAAGAAGCCGUAGACGUCUAUUCAACAACAGAACCCCAGGAGCAAUUCAACGCCAGAAUCCAGCUCUUUUUGAACAUUCAUAACGACGCCGUGAAGGCAAUGCGAUACAUGCCCAGCUCAAACAAGAAUUUGAAGCUCGAAGAAGGCGAUCUAAAGCUCAAAAACGAGGAGGAAGAGCUGACGGCCGCUUUGGCCGAAGACGACCAAUUUUUUUGACGCGCUUUUGUGCUCAGAGUGUGACCCCAAAAUGGAAAAAAGUGGAGGGGGGAAAUCCUGCGUUUUCAAAAUAAACUGAGAUAUUGAACGCUUUAUGCAGACGGGAAAAUGCGGCAGAUACUCGCGUUAAUCGUUCGGUUUCUCUAUUGGUGUCAUCCAUUCGUCGAGCCAGUCUAGCGGUUCGGGCUGCUCGCAAUUGGGAAGACGAUUC